UUGUGCGGAUGAUGCACCGUGGUCGACGCACCUGUGAGGAACCAUAAACCCAGCCUGGUACCGCCUGAUGCUCCACGCCUCCCCGCACCAGCAGGAACAGAAGUGCUUUUAAUAGGAUCUUGGGUUUUAAAAACAGCGGCUCUGGAGUUUACAGCUGGAUUUUAGCAGUCUGAUACUCUUGGCGAUGUUUUUAACUAAGUGAUGGAACUAAGGGAGGCCAGUGGACGCCAGCGGAAAACAUGAAGGAGGAAAUUCCACGCGCCCUGAUAUCCAAAAAAGUCCAUUCCAUCAGACCUUGAACCAACCAGUCUUGAUAGUAUCUUUUCUGGAGUGCAAAACGAUAUUACUACAACCUAAAACACCAACUCUGCAUCCUUGCUCCCCCAGUUGGUCCUCUCUUAAACGCUGAGGAGAAAAACACUUCCUCCUCCAUACAACCACUGCCUUGCAACUACUGGACAGUUUACUGUUGUGAACAUACUGACCCUUUGACUGUUAACCACAACGACUGUUCUCCUGAUACUGCCCUUUCCCCUUUGAAAACAUAUUUUUAUAAGAAAUAUUUAUCAGAAUAUAUCGCUGCACAUAUUGUGAAUAACCAUCCUAAGAUUUCAAUCUGAUUGAACCCCCUCAGAAAAAAAUCUUGUAUAAGUACAUUCUCUGCAGCUAUGGGUCUUGUAGGUUUUUCUAUCAGGCUGCAAGUGUUUCUCAGCACAUGUUUGGGACUGGAAUUUUUAGGCACACCAGGUCAGUGGGCACGCUACCUCCGCUGGGACGCCAGCACCCGCGGUGACCUCAGCUUCCAGUUCAAGACGGAGGCCUCAGAGGCGCUGAUGCUGUACUUUGACGAUGGAGGCUACUGUGACUUUCUGCAGCUGGCGGUGGUGGAGGGCCGAGUGCAGUUGGGUUUCAGCAUCGACUGUGCUGAGACCACAGUCGUGUCUGACAGACGGGUGGAUGAUGGCAGCUGGCACUCUGCCACUCUGAGCAGGUAUAACCUGCGCACAGUGCUAGAGCUGGAUGGCCAGGCCAAAGCAGAUGAGGUGCGGCCUCAGCGUCUGUUCAUGAAAAUAGUCAGUGAUCUGUUCCUGGGUGGAGUGCCUCAGGAUAUUCGCAGUGGUGCCCUCACACUGCCUACGGUGCGAAACAUGCAGCCCUUCAGGGGCACAAUUACAGACCUCAAAUAUGGCAUCUCACAGCCCCUGUUCCUGGGAAGCCUUAAGGUGCCCCUGGAGUCAGAGGGGUGGUGCACGGUGAACACGUGUGAGAACGGCGGUACGUGCUCAGUGGUGGAUGGAGAGCCGGUCUGUGACUGCUCCAAAACUGAAUACAAGGGCCGCUUCUGCACUGAAGAGGUCAACAAUAUGCCAGGCCUUGCACAUAUGAUGGCAGAACAAGCUAAAAGCAAAGCGAGGGAAGAGAAUGUAGCCACUUUCCGUGGCUCAGAGUACUUCUGCUACGAUCUAUCCCAGAACCCAAUCCAGAGCAGCAGCGAUGAGAUAACGCUCUCCUUCAAGACGUGGCAGCGCAAUGGCCUUAUCCUUCACACUGGCAAGUCAGCUGACUAUGUCAACCUGGCACUGAAGGAUGGCGCUGUCUCCCUCGUUAUCAACCUGGGCUCCGGUGCCUUUGAGGCCAUCGUGGAGCCAGUCAAUGGGAAGUUCAAUGACAACUCGUGGCAUGAUGUUAAAGUGACCCGCAACCUCCGGCAGGUGACAAUAUCCGUGGAUGGGAUUCUGACCACCACAGGUUACACCCAGGAAGACUACACCAUGUUGGGCUCUGAUGACUUUUUUUAUGUGGGUGGAAGUCCCAGCACCGCAGAUCUUCCUGGAUCUCCAGUCAGCAACAACUUCAUGGGCUGUCUCAAGGAGGUGGUUUAUAAGAACAAUGAUAUUCGUCUUGAGUUGUCCCGCCUGGCUCGCAUUGUGGACCCCAAGAUGAAAAUCCAGGGUGAGGUGUCCUACAAGUGUGAGAAUGUGGCCACCCUGGACCCCAUUUCAUUCGAGACUCCCGAGGCCUACAUCAGCCUCCCAAAGUGGAACACCAAGCGCAUGGGAUCCAUCUCUUUCGAUUUCCGCACAACUGAGCCCAACGGCCUCAUCCUCUUCACUCAUGGCAAACCUCAGGAGCGUAAAGACGCUGCUCGCAGCCAGAAGAACACCAAGGUGGAUUUCUUUGCAGUAGAGCUGUUGGAUGGCAGCCUGUACCUUCUGUUGGACAUGGGCUCAGGGACUAUCAAGGUGAAGGCCACGCAGACAAAGGUCAAUGAUGGUGCCUGGUAUCACGUGGACAUCCAGAGAGAUGGGCGCUCAGGGACCAUCUCCGUAAAUAGCAGAAGGACCCCGUUCACAGCCAGUGGUGAGAGCGAGAUUCUGGACUUGGAGGGCGACAUGUACUUAGGGGGACUUCCCAAUGACCGCACCAACCUCAUCCUGCCCACCGAGCUCUGGACAGCGAUGCUCAACUAUGGCUAUGUUGGCUGUAUCCGUGACCUUUUCAUUGAUGGUCGAAGCAAAGACAUCCGUCAGAUUGCUGAGGCACAAAAUGGAGCUGGCAUCAAACCCUCGUGCAACAAGCAACCAGGCAAGCAGUGUGAGAGCUACCCGUGCAAGAACCGAGGAGUCUGCAAAGAAGGUUGGAAUCGAUUCAUCUGCGACUGCACUGGCACUGGCUUUUGGUCACGCACCUGUGAGAGAGAGGCUUCCAUCCUCUCCUAUGAUGGCAGCAUGUAUAUGAAGGUGGUGAUGCCGACGAUAAUGCACACUGAAGCUGAGGACGUCUCGCUGCGUUUCCGCUCUCAGCGGGCUUAUGGCCUCCUCAUGGCCACCACCUCCAGAGACUCAGCCGACACGCUCAGGCUGGAAUUGGAUGGGGGUCGUGUCAAACUCACGGUCAACCUAGACUGUAUCAGGAUAAACUGUAACUCCAGCAAGGGACCGGAGACCCUGUAUGCCGGGCAAAAGCUCAAUGAUAAUGAAUGGCAUACAGUGCGAGUGGUGCGCCGCGGCAAAACCUACAAGCUUACUGUUGACGAUGAUGUAGCAGAAGGACAAAUGGUGGGCGACCACACCCGCCUGGAGUUCCACAACAUUGAAACAGGCAUAAUGACAGAGCGUCGAUAUGUUUCCAGCGUCCCGUCCAGCUUCAUCGGUCAUCUGCAGAGCCUUAGAUUUAACGGCAUGCUCUACAUCGACCUGUGCAAGAAUGGUGACAUUGAUUAUUGUGAGCUCAAUGCCCGCUUUGGGAUUCGUUCUAUUAUCGCCGACCCUGUCACCUUCAAAUCCAAGAGCAGCUAUCUAAGCCUGGCGACCCUCCAGGCCUACGCAUCCAUGCACCUCUUCUUCCAGUUCAAGACCACCUCCCCAGACGGCUUCAUAAUCUUCAACUCUGGAGAUGGCAAUGAUUUUAUCGCUGUAGAAUUGGUUAAAGGAUACAUCCACUAUGUUUUUGACCUUGGAAACGGCCCCAACCUCAUCAAGGGUAAAAGUGACCGGGCGUUGAAUGACAACCAGUGGCACAAUGUGGCCAUCACCCGGGACAACAGCAACACCCACACACUGAAAGUAGAUGCGACAGCCACCAGUCAGAGUAUCAAUGGGGCCAAGAACCUCGACCUGAAAGGUGAUCUGUUCAUCGCAGGACUGGGUCCAGGCAUGUAUGGCAACCUGCCCAAACUGGUGGCUUCCAGAGAAGGCUACCAGGGCUGUUUGGCAUCGGUGGACCUCAACGGUCGCCUGCCAGACCUCCUCAGUGACGCGUUGUUUCGCAGCGGUCAGAUUGAGCGUGGAUGCGAAGGGCCCAGCACCACCUGUCAGGAGGACUCCUGUGCCAACAUGGGUAUUUGUAUCCAGCAGUGGGAGAACUACACCUGUGACUGCUCCAUGACCUCGUACACUGGCACUCAGUGCAAUGACCCUGGGACAACAUACAUCUUUGGCAAAGGAGGAGGCCUCAUUACAUUCAAUUGGCCAGCCAAUGAGAGACCGAGCACCAGGACGGACAGGCUGACCGUCGGCUUCAGCACCUCUCUGAAAGAUGGCAUUCUGGUCCGGAUUGACAGUGCACCUGGUCUGGGGGACUAUCUUAUGCUGCACAUACAACAAGGCAAAAUUGGAGUAACAUUCAAUAUUGGCACAGUGGACAUCAGUGUGCAGGAGAGCAGUACCCCAGUGAAUGAUGGGAAGUAUCAUGUUGUUCGCUUCACCAGGAAUGGUGGAAAUGCUACGCUGCAGGUGGAUAACUGGUCGAUCAAUGAACACUUCCCAACAGGGAACAGUGACAUUGAACGCUAUCAAGUGGCCAAUAAGAAAAUUCCUUACAAAUAUGCCAGACCAGUAGAAGAGUGGCUACAAGAGAAAGGACGGCAGCUAACAAUUUUCAACACUCAAGCAACAGUCGCAAUUGGUGGUAGUGAUCGCGGCCGGCCAUUUCAGGGUCAACUGUCAGGCCUUUAUUACAAUGGCCUAAAAGUAUUGAACAUGGCUUCUGAAGGCAACACCAACAUCAAGAUUAAUGGAAGUGUAAGGUUGGUAGGUGAUGUGCCCAGUGUGGCAGGCUCAGCCAGGACCACGGCCAUGUCUCCAGAGAUGUCCACAACCUUCAUUGAGACCACUACAAUGAUGUCCACCACGACCACACGGAAACACAGAUCCUCCUCAACUGUGCAGCACACGGCAGAGGACAUUGUGUCGUCUGCAGAGUGUUCGAGUGACGACGAAGACCUGGAGGAGUGUGAAACUAGCCAUGCAGGUGGGCUAGCACUCCCCACAGAGCCGGGCGUCAGGCGAGUUCCAGGACCCUCGGAAGUGGUCCGUGAAUCUAGCAGCACCACCGGGAUGGUCAUCGGAAUAGUGGCGGCAGCUGCCCUGUGCAUCCUCAUCCUUCUGUAUGCCAUGUAUAAGUACAGAAACAGGGAUGAAGGCUCCUACCAGGUGGACGAGAGCAGGAACUACAUAACCAACUCAGCUGUGCAGAGCAAUGGCGCUGUCAUGAAGGACAAACAGCAGAGCUUGAAAGGCAGUAACAAGAAACAGAAAAAUAAGGAUAAGGAGUAUUAUGUGUGACUGUGAGACUUUCAAUAACAUGAGAAAGUGAAGAAAGAAAGCACUAAAAGAACAUUUACUUCUCAGUUUCCUUGCGAGAAGCUAUGACAAAUGAUGGUAUAACAUGGAACUUGAAUUAUCCUAUACUGUGCUGAGUAGUUGAACUGAUGAUAUGUACUGUAAUAUAAAGCACACUUACUAUUGUAAGCAUAACGACAAGGCUAAAUAGCAACUUUAGAGACCUUACUCUUCUAUCUGGUCUGGUCUGAGACGUUAUCAGUAUAGAAAUAUUUCACAGCUACAUCAUUCUCCUAAGUGACUUUUAGAGCUAUGUGAUCCUUGGCAUUAAACAAAAAACGUUUUUGUAAAAUUGUUAAUUACAAAAGGCUCAUAAUCUUAUACAUUUUCAGCAUGUAAGCAACAUGUAGUGCUUAACAACAGGGGGUCAGGCACACCGUCAUUGUAAAAGUAAAAAAGGAUUCUUGUUGUAUCAGAGUAUGACACAUUUUCUACAUAAUACAAGUGUGGUGUCUAACUUAUUUUUGCUUUGAGCAAAAGGAAAAAAUGACAAAAAGAACAGCAAGAAAAGAAAAAUAUUUCUGUGUAUAAAAUGAUACCAUGUAAGCAAGUUGCCAUGGGCAGAUUUCUUAAAAAUCUGUUUGCUCUGGAAUCUGACUCACCACAACUAUCCUCACAGAUGGAUUCACCUUGUGGAAAGAAGUGGCCGGUUCUUUUGGUAAAAAGCAACUGAUUGUAAAAUGCAUGCCAUCCUAAUUCUACAGUAAAGUCCAGUACAGUAAAUGUCCAGUAUACAGUGUUCAACUUGGACCAUGUUCUCUUAAUUAAUGCCAAACAGUUCUUCAUUAUCAGAUCAGAUCUCAGAUCUCCUCCUUUUGAACCCCUCAAAAAUGUUAACCAUGGAAAAAAGGAUCUCUUACGAAAAAAGGUCCAUUAUUGAUGCACAGCCAGUGGUGGUUUUAUCUUUUUGCAAAACUGUAUGUUGGUUCAUUGCCUGUCGUUCUCUUUUUCUAUGAAGGUGUCAGGAGGAAGACAAAUGCAGUACGACAACACUGUUAACAAUACGAUGUAUACAGAAAUAAAUCUAAUGUUGAAAGUGUGAAUUCUAUCUGCUGUCACAGUGAACUGUGUCAAAAAACAAGACAUUUGUUUACAUAUUUUAUUACAUGCUAGCUGUUGUACUUUGUAGGUAGGAAAUUGUAUAUAUACCAUGACAGUUGUAAGUUUUAGUACCUCUAUUGUACAGACUGAACAUAUGGUUUAUCAGCGUAUUUUAUGACAGAAUCUAUUAACUGUUGAUUUACAUGAAGAAAAAAUUUAAUCGGAAUGUGGAGAAUCAUAUUGAUAUUUCAUAAAGAAUAAAAUGUAUUGUUAGCCUAGAGAUCUAACCAGAGAUGUUUCUAAAGUUGCAUGAAUAUUUAACUAAUUGCAGGUAUCCAACAAAUACAAGGUGCCCAUCCUUCUGUAUCAUGGCUUUCUUAUUCUGGGUUACACUAGUGAUAUUUCUUUUUCAAAGACAAUGAAGUCAGAGCUAUGACAAACAUAGAAAGACAAAAAGGAUGGGAGUUCAGAGUUGAAAAAUGUGGGAAUGGUUACCUCAAAUCAUCGUCUUUUCAUUAGCAAACAAUAUUUUACUGUCCGUUUAUGUUUUCAUUAUCUGCCAUCGCCAUUUUAUGAUGUGGAGGUGCAGUCUUUUUCUGGCCUGAAAUUCACAUGUUUGUGUUUUAAUUCGGUUUUUUCAUAACCUUUUUUCAUCAGUUUGAUAAAAAAUAAAACAUUCUUUUUCUCUCUGAAA
Molecule: messenger RNA, 6858 nt
Organism: Cottoperca gobio
Lineage: Eukaryota; Metazoa; Chordata; Actinopteri; Perciformes; Bovichtidae
Gene: nrxn3a
Product: neurexin 3a
Exons: 24
Coding region: 669-5066 (1465 amino acids)
Source: RefSeq, a predicted model, not a curated record